GUUCAUGAAUUAUAUGUCUGACUUGUCACUGACCACGACCACGACCACGACCGCUGCCCAUAACAGUAACCUAACACCAACCUAAGCAGAGCCUGUCGCCUUCAACUUCAGAUUAGUUUUGCCACACCCUCAUCGCCUCUGUUGUCCUAACCUCCUUUCGUGUUGUGUUUCUUGGCUGACAAAGCGCGUUGAUCGCACUAACCUAGCUUUUUUCCCGUCUCUCGCCCUAUAGUUGUCGCCCUAGGACCCUUGCCACCUUUGUCCCCCUAUCCCCUACCUCGUUUCACUCCUAUUCUAUCCAUCUACUAUGUCCGACUCCGGAGCCCAGACUUCAAACACAGCUAUUAAUGAAUCCGACUUUGUUUUGCCGGGGGUUGAAUCCGUUGACGUCCAAUCUAAUCUCUCUCAAAACCAGCAAACCCUCCCAUCGUCGUCGCUCCAAUGCUGCGAAUUACUUGUCCGCAACCUCCCAGCCACAACGCCGGAUUCCGCCGAGAGUCAUCUAAAAAAGGUCGUCGCUGACCUACUUUCUCGUCAUACCGAUCUCAUAAAAGUCGCAGUCUAUCGUUCCUCUACGCGUGGGAAAUCUGUCGACUACGCCUAUCUCCGACCCGACGCGUCGGUAGUCAAUUCAGUUAAACAGGCGCAUCACAUGAAGAAAUGGAUUAAACCACUAGAGGAUUUAGCCUUCGGAACAGUAUGGAGUCCUAUGUUUGGUGUGGAUAACCUCAGGAUUAUUUCGCUGGUUUACGACUCAGAUGGCGUUACCCCGAAGGAUUGGGAAGCCCAGGUCUUGCGCGCUCUUGGCGCGGUAAACAUCCGAGCUCAUUAUGCCAGCGUCUACGGCUCUUCCACCGCUGUGUUGCUUCAUUCACAGUCAGACGUUGCCCGUCUGGUCGAUUCCGGCCUGACCAUCGGAAGAAAGGCCUAUAGCGUAAAGUCUAAGGCAUGUGUCCAACCCCUUUGGCCGUACGCGGGAGCUAUAGUUGGCAUGGCUCGCUAUACCGACGAUUUCGCACAGCAGCUUGCCAGCAUGGUCAAGACCCGCUACCCUGCACAAUUCAUAGGCUAUACGAUGGAGCAAGGAAAUAACGCUUUGGUGUUUUAUGUCAAGGAUUGGGACACUAUCCAUGAGAUCACCAACAACGUCUCUUUCUUCUCUGAAUACCUCGCGUCCUCAGAGGCCGAGAUCUCCCCUCCAAAACUUCUUUAUCAACUCAACGGUAAAGGUUUUUUCAUACCAAGGUCCACUGCGGCCGCAAUCAACACUCUCGCAGUCUCCCACGAUGCGAGUAUGGCCAAAGUAUAUGACCAGCUGGCUCAACACCGCCUUCAGGUCGAGACAGUGACUGCCGGAGCUGACCGUGCUAUCACCACUCUGACUGAACAGAUGCGUCAGACUAAUGAGGUUGUGAGCUCUAUGUCUUCUGUCGUUCAAGCUCAAAGCCACGCCGUUGCCGCGCUUAACAAAUCGAUGGCUGGAAUGGUACACACUAUCGGUGGACAGAUGCAGGUUUCGGGCCUUCGUGAAGAGAUUACUCUUCUUGUGUUGGAGCGGGAUCACGCAAAGACGGAUGCCGAGAAGGAUGCCAUCACCAACAAAAUUAUGGUUCUUCACCAACAAGUUCAGUCUGCUUCCAAAACGAAUAGCGUGUUGUUCAAGAGCCUCUCAGAUCUCCAAAUUGGCACCAGCAUGACUAUCGACUGCCUGUCUCCUCAACAGGCGAUUCAGUCAUCGUCCAUCCAAUUUGACGACGCCGAUAUGGCCCUGGAGUCCCCGGGCACGCCCGAUGAUCCUGGCCCAUCAGCUAAACGCCAUCGUAAGGUGCCGUAUCUGAUGCAUUCUUUGCUCUUUCAUGCCUCAGUCAUUCGACUACAUCGAUCCUUCGAUGCUCUCUACCAUCUAAUCUUCUCUGUUCUUGGGCCCCCUUACUCACCCCCUGUUUUUCCUGCUUCUUCAGGGCUGAAUUUCCGCUUGGUAUCCGAUCAUGUUUCCCUUUCCCCUACUGCUCCAUCUCUUCCGCUAGUUAACUUUCCCUCUGUCUUACCCCCGCCUUGCUUGCUUCUUCAGGGCUGAAUUUCUGCAUGCGGUCCGAUCACAUUUCGCUUUCCCCCUCUGUUCCUCCAUCUGUUCCCCAUGUUAUUUUUCCCUCUGGUUUACCCUUUCAGUCGGCACAUGCAAGUGGACCUCUCCUGUCUACUGCUCCGACCUGUGUUUCAGUGUUCUGUUCUGCAGCUGUCCCAGUUUCCCUUCCCCGUGUCUCAGUUGUUUCUUUGUCUGUGGCCUAUUUGUGGGUGUACUUCUCUAUACAAACCGUU
Molecule: messenger RNA, 2319 nt
Organism: Cantharellus anzutake
Lineage: Eukaryota; Fungi; Basidiomycota; Agaricomycetes; Cantharellales; Hydnaceae
Exons: 1
Coding region: 308-2077 (589 amino acids)
Source: RefSeq, a predicted model, not a curated record